AUGGGUGUGUGGGGGAAUGAUUCCUCCGGGAAGGAAGUCGAGCCUGGCGAUGGAGAGACCCAAAGUGUUGAGACAAGGAAACCCCAGUGCUGUUCCAAAGAUGGCGCCGGAGCGAUUAAUGUUUGUGGUGUUGGAAGAUUUGAUGAUUCCGUUGUAGAUGAAAUCGUCCACGUUGAAGGUGGAGGGGAUAAAGGUGACGGUGGUGGUGGUGGAGUGGGAAGAUUUGGGAUAGGAACUCCCACUGCAAACGUUUCCAUAUGUGUGGGAGAUGGAAGUGGCACUGAUGAUGAUGGUGACGGCGGUGGAGUGAGAGGUAAAUCUGGAACAGGAACUCCUACCACGUCUGCUUUGGAAGCUUCCAUCACCAAGGAAGCUGGAGGUGGUGGUUAUGGUGGUAGUGACGGUGGAGUGAGGAGUAGCAGAUUUGGGAGUGGAACUGGGAUUGGCACUCCCACCACAUCAAGUUUGGAUUCCUCUAGUGCUGUGCUAGUCAUUGGUGGCAAUGGCCACUACGGUGGUGGUGGUGGUGGAGGUGGCUGUGAUGGUGGUGGCGUCUGUGGUGAUCCAGGUGGAGGUGGCUGUGAUGGUGGAGAGCACUGGAUGUAG
This is a messenger RNA of Selaginella moellendorffii, 606 nucleotides long. RefSeq names its product glycine-rich cell wall structural protein 1-like. The coding region runs from base 1 to 606 and encodes 201 amino acids. The record is from RefSeq and is a predicted model, not a curated record. The transcript has 2 exons. NCBI's taxonomy places the organism in Eukaryota, Viridiplantae, Streptophyta, Lycopodiopsida, Selaginellales, Selaginellaceae.